Messenger RNA from Drosophila innubila, 774 nucleotides. It is a transcript of the gene Cyt-c-p, whose product is annotated as cytochrome c-2. Gene Ontology annotation, biological process: mitochondrial electron transport, cytochrome c to oxygen; mitochondrial electron transport, ubiquinol to cytochrome c. Gene Ontology annotation, molecular function: electron transfer activity; heme binding. The coding region runs from base 149 to 475 and encodes 108 amino acids. Gene Ontology annotation, cellular component: mitochondrial intermembrane space. Lineage: Eukaryota; Metazoa; Arthropoda; Insecta; Diptera; Drosophilidae. The transcript is spliced from 2 exons. The record is from RefSeq and is a predicted model, not a curated record.
CGAUAUAUUAUCGUUCUCAUUCAAAUGUUGAGUUCAGUAGCAACCAAUUGGGAUUUUCUGUCUCAUUCGCUAGCUGACUGUUCGCAGUAAACGACGGUUUGUGUUCAAUUCGAGUCGGUGUUAACACAUCACACAUAUUCAAGCUACAAUGGGCGUACCAGCUGGUGAUGUUGAGAAGGGCAAGAAGCUGUUCGUGCAGCGUUGCGCACAGUGCCACACCGUUGAGGCCGGUGGCAAGCACAAGGUUGGUCCCAAUCUCCAUGGUCUGAUCGGUCGCAAGACCGGCCAGGCGCCCGGCUUCGCUUACACAGAUGCCAACAAGGCCAAGGGUAUCACCUGGAAUGAGGAUACACUCUUCGAAUACCUGGAGAACCCCAAGAAGUACAUCCCCGGCACCAAGAUGAUCUUCGCCGGUCUGAAGAAGCCCAAUGAGCGUGGCGAUCUGAUUGCCUACCUGAAAUCGGCCACCAAGUAAACGGAAGCGAUCUGUAUGCACCACAGUACCUAGGCUACCACCUUUAGCAACUGGAUUUUCUGUAUUAUGGUCGAUAUCAUGGGAGCGGUCACACUAACAACAACAACAACAACCCACAUAUAAAACAAGAAGAAAAUACAGAACUUAUGUAAAACUACAAUUAUGUUAAUUAUAAAGUUUAAAUAGGACAAUUACAUUAUUUAAUUUUAAAAGUGGAACUAUUUAAUUUAAAGCCGACGUAUUGUAACGACCACAAGAUGAACAACAAAAAUUAAAUAAUAAAAACAACAACAAAAGAA